UGUGGCUGGGGAAUUCAUGUGGAGGUCAGAGUGGAAGCAGGUGAGAAUGUUGGAAGGUGGCUCAGGCCCGUGUCUGGGUGUCUCUGCAGAUUCUUCUUCCCUACCAUACACUCUUUGGGCGAGCGGGGUGUGAGUGGGCCGAAAGGCAAGAUCCAGCAGAAGAAGACAUGGCUGCCAAGGUGUUUGAGUCCAUCGGCAAGUUCGGCUUGGCCUUAGCUGUUGCGGGAGGCGUGGUGAACUCUGCCUUGUAUAAUGUGGAUGCAGGGCACAGAGCUGUCAUCUUUGACCGGUUCCGUGGAGUCCAGGACAUUGUGGUAGGGGAAGGGACUCACUUUCUCAUCCCUUGGGUACAGAAACCAAUUAUCUUUGACUGCCGCUCUCGACCACGUAACGUGCCAGUAAUCACUGGUAGCAAAGAUUUACAGAAUGUCAACAUCACACUGCGCAUCCUCUUCCGGCCGGUUGCUAGCCAGCUGCCACGCAUCUUCACCAGCAUCGGAGAGGACUAUGAUGAGCGUGUGCUGCCGUCCAUCACGACAGAGAUCCUCAAGUCAGUGGUGGCUCGCUUUGAUGCUGGAGAGCUAAUCACCCAGAGAGAGCUGGUCUCCAGACAGGUGAGCGAUGACCUCACGGAGCGAGCGGCCACCUUUGGCCUCAUCCUGGAUGACGUGUCCUUGACGCAUCUGACCUUUGGAAAGGAGUUCACAGAAGCAGUAGAAGCCAAGCAGGUGGCUCAGCAGGAAGCAGAGAGGGCCAGAUUUGUGGUGGAAAAGGCUGAGCAGCAGAAGAAGGCAGCCAUCAUCUCCGCUGAGGGCGACUCCAAGGCAGCUGAGCUGAUCGCCAACUCGCUGGCCACCGCGGGGGAUGGCCUGAUUGAGCUGCGCAAGCUGGAAGCUGCAGAGGACAUUGCAUAUCAGCUCUCUCGCUCUCGGAACAUCACCUACCUGCCACAUGGGCAGUCAGUGCUCCUCCAGCUGCCCCAGUGAGGCAGCCCUGACCGCGCCUCCUCGGGUAGACUCAGCCACAGCCCUGUUGAUUCUUAACACAGCCUUCCUUCUGCUCCCACCCCAGAAAUCACUGUGAAAUUUCAUGACUGGCUUAAAUAGUGAAGGAAAUAAAAUCACUUCAGAUCUCUAAUUACUCUACCAAAUAAAGCUCUUCUUUCCGUACCCAUUCACUUUUCUAUCCCUCCUCCUUAACCCCACUACCAAAAAGUGCCAAGUGCCUAUGCAGUGGCUUUGGGCCCCCUGCUUGGGGCCUGCAGGCGCUUCAGCCUAGGUACUGGUGAUUGGCAGAAGAAAGGCAAAGCAGCGUAUGUGAUUCACAGGGGGGCGUAGUUGUUGGUUUGAGUAAACUUGUAGCCUGAAACUCAUUUAGAGACGAUUUGAGGAAGGUGGCACACACAGCUGAGCUGAGAAGGCAAGUCUCCGUGUUCAGUGGUUGCUGCACAGAGCAGCUGAAGAGGUCCCAGGGAGGGUCAGAGAGGAAGUAGCUUGUCUCUUACCAUAAGGCUGAUUGUCUUUAACUGUGGGGCCAGCGGAAGCAGGUGUGUGCAAACCGGGCAUGAAUUGAAGAAUCUGCCCCUGUUGAGGUGGGUGGGCCUGAUUGUGCUGCCCCCUGGGGUCCUAAAACUGGGAUGGACUUGGAUAGGUGAGAGAGGAGGCCUGGACUGAGAUGUGAGAAC
This is a messenger RNA of Trichechus manatus latirostris (Florida manatee), 1684 nucleotides long. It is a transcript of the gene PHB1, whose product is annotated as prohibitin 1. The record is from RefSeq and is a predicted model, not a curated record. The transcript has 7 exons. Gene Ontology annotation, cellular component: mitochondrion; membrane. Bases 168 to 986 code for a protein of 272 amino acids. Gene Ontology annotation, biological process: mitochondrion organization. Lineage: Eukaryota; Metazoa; Chordata; Mammalia; Sirenia; Trichechidae.